Ilex paraguariensis (yerba mate) is the source of this 807-nucleotide messenger RNA. NCBI's taxonomy places the organism in Eukaryota, Viridiplantae, Streptophyta, Magnoliopsida, Aquifoliales, Aquifoliaceae. The record is from the annotation of a GenBank genome assembly.
AUGGUGCUUCAACUACCCUCCCUUCCUCCGCUUUGUGCUUUCUUCCUCUUUCUCCUUGUGGUUGUGGAGCAUAAGAAGAGAUCUAACACCCAAGGCCCCAAAUUGAAAUUGCCACCAGGGCCAAAAAAGCUACCACUAAUCGGUAACUUGCACCAGUUAAUUGGGCCAUUACCUCACCACACCUUAAGAGACUUGGCCAAGAAACAUGGGCCAGUUAUGAACCUACAACUCGGUGAGGUUUCUGCCGUUGUCAUUUCCUCGCCAAAGGCAGCCAGAGAGGUGAUGAAAACCCAUGACCUGAUCUUCGCAAGCAGGCCAGAAAUACUUGCAUUCAAAAUCUUCUCAUUCAAUUUUAUGAAUAUGGCCUCUGUUCCCUAUGCAUUUGGUAUUAAGUGCAAAGAUCAAGAUGAAUUCAUUACAACAAUUCAGGAGGUAGUUAAGUUGGCUGGAGGUUUUGAUCUCCUUGAUGUAUUCCCUUCACUCAAGUUUCUUCAUUCGAUCAAUCGAGUGAAGCCUGCACUGGAAAAAAUGCACCCAAAAAUAGACAAGACUCUUGACAAUAUCAUCGACGAUCACACAUCAAGGAAAGCCAUGAUUAUCAGUAGUGAUAAAUUAAGCAAGGAAGAUCUACUUGAUGUGCUUCUGAAAGUUCAGGGCAAGGGUGACCAUGAGUUUCCUUUCCCAACUGACAACCUCAAAUCUGUCAUUCUGGUAUGUCUAGAAAACAUAUUCAAUAUUUCCCAGCAAUUAGAAGAAAACAGUGACACAUUCGGCUCACAUAAAAUGAAACCCAAGAAAUUGUUUUAA